AUGCAGAGCUUCACCUUUGCGCCGCCGACGCUGGCGCCGCGCGAGAACCAGCGCAACUACGUCUUUGUAGACGAGCAUAACAGACACAAGCGUCUAAAAGUCAUGAGAGCAUGUGAGGGCUGCCGCAGACGCAAGAUCAAGUGUGAUGCAGCCACGACCAACGCAUGGCCUUGCGCCGCCUGCAUCCGCCUGAAGCUCAAUUGCGUGCCACCCACCGUCAGUUAUGACAAGGACUUCAACGGCUCACAGACAUUCGAGCUGGAGCCCAAGCCCUUGGACUAUGCCCCGGACGCGCCGUCCCAUCAUGACUACCAGCGUCAUCCGUCCAUGCCACAGGUCAUGACCCACCAGAUGACGCCUUCCCUCCCGACUCCCGUCUCUGCCAUGUAUCAGCCCUCGCCCUACGGUGACCAGCAGCCGCAGGAGGGCAUUCACUAUCAGUCCAUGUCGCAGCCCCAAGCCCCACAGCAGAACAUGAGUUACGCCCCGCAACAGGCAUACUCACAGGCUGCAGCCCCGCCACCCGCAAUGACCAUGACCCCUCCAGAAUCCGAACCCAAUUGGCGUAGCGAGUCCGUGUCGAGUCUUUCAGACGCCUUGGGUGAACUCAAGAUUGACCACACGGCAGUUGCACCGUACAUCACUAACAUGAAAAAGACGUUGGCUGAGACGCCAGCACAGGAGGAAUACGAGGUGCAACUGCCGCCGUCCGUCAGUCUGGAUCAGACCGUUCGCAUCCCUCCCGAGAUGAUGCCUUCGGAAGAGCAAGCACUGCAUUACUUUGAAUACUUCUUUGCCAACAUUCAUCCCUAUUGCCCAGUAAUCAACAAGGCCUACUUCUACCAACAAUGGCAAAAUGCGCGCGACUCAAUCUCACCACUCAUGCUAGAAGCUAUUUUCGCCUGCUCGACAUUGAUGCUAGGCGAUCUUGACGAGGGCAACAAGUGGCUAGCUCUUGCGACUAAGCAUGAAGAGAGCUUCAAGGACGUGUCACGCCUGAGUACGAUGCAAGCCAUGGUACUCCUCUUGAAGGCUCGCGAGGCCUCGCCAAAGCGAGGAUAUUUCUGGCGCUCUUGGAUGGCCACUGUCGGUCUUGUUGCCAUGGCUAAAGAUUUGGAACUACACGAGCAUUAUGACACUCAUCAAAUGGGCAGAUCGUGCGGAUCAACGGCUCAUGAUUGCGUUGCUAAGACUAGAGUAUGGCAAAUGUGUUUGAUAUUCGAGGCUAUGAUUGGAGGCCCUCAAGGACGUUACGAUUUCGGCGUCGAACCCGACACCGUAGAUUAUGAUAUGCCGAGGCCGAUUGCCGGACAGGACCCUGCCGAAUUUCAGAUCGCUCGCCAGUUCAUCCAGUACACCCGUGUAGCAAAGAACGUCUACCAGACGGCGCUCAUAUUUGGAAGAUUGAGGAAGAAGACCACUGAUUGGGCAUUAGAUCCAGCUUUUGUGGGCCACAACGCGGACUUCUCCCUGUGGUUACGGGAGGUUCCUGAAGACAUGCAGAUUGUGUAUCCACAAAAUGGCUCUGCGCCAUGGAUCCCCUCGCACCAAAUCGCCAACAUGCACAGCUAUCAUUUCCUAUCCAUCGUCAUGCACUUUCGACCUCAAUUACACGCCGUCUCGGACUCGUAUGACGGUAUUUGGAAGCAACACAUGAUUACCUGCUAUUCAGCAGCAAAAAGUCUUUGCAAGCUUCAAGAGGCCAUUAUGAAGACAUAUGGCAUGCCGGGCUUGUUGUGUAUGAUGAGAGGGAUCAGCUUUCACAUUUAUGCUGUGUUGACUUGCACUAUGCUUCACUUGGUUGCGAUUACCUGUCCGGACCCUGAGAUCAAUUGCGACGCCAGCGAGUUCUUUGUCCGACACAUGCGCAUUCUAGAAACAUGUGCUCCUUCGUUUCCUAUGCCGGAGAUGCAACAGCAAGUGAACAGCCUUCGUCAAGCAUUCUCUGCCGAUAUUUCGAAGCCCUUUGAACUGAAGCCAACUUUCCCCUUUGGAAGCCCUCAGGUGGCUCCACAAUCCAGUCCUCUAAGCAAUCAAGGUUCAUACCGGCCUCGCCAUACGAGCCAUCCUUCGCCAUUGGAACAACCAGGUCAGGUCAACUACCAUGCACUUCCCAUCACCCCACCAAUAUCGACAUCCGACCACGAUUCGAAGGCUGACUCUCCCGUAGCUCAGUCUCUGGUCAUGAUGGCAUCUGGUCAACGUGCGCCUCAACCGACAUCCGGUAUACAAGUGCCAGAGAGCGUGCAAUGGAAUCCUCAGCGCAUUUUCGAGCAGUGGAAUGUUGCCUUUGGUACGCCUCCCCCCAGCGCGUCUUCACAGUCGUCCCCGCCGCUAAGACCCCCUCCUUCAGGCAACAACUCGUACGAUAUGCGGGCUCCACAGGACACUACACAAUCACAUUACCAAUUGCCAAAUGUAUCGCCUCAGUCAAGCAACAUCCAUGGGACUCCAGGCCAACUCCCUUCUUCUUCUUCUUCUACCUAUUCUGGAGCCAAUCCUUCCUACGUUACGCCCACAAUGUGGCAAGAAGUUGUUGCUAGCUCCUUCCCCGACAGUUUGAAACGCAGAUGGGAUCACGGAAAUCCUUCCAUGCCAGAUCAGUCAAUGUACAAACGUGCACGCUAA
This is a messenger RNA of Cucurbitaria berberidis CBS 394.84, 2628 nucleotides long. RefSeq lists its product as uncharacterized. Gene Ontology annotation, molecular function: zinc ion binding; DNA binding; DNA-binding transcription factor activity, RNA polymerase II-specific. The transcript is spliced from 8 exons. The coding region runs from base 1 to 2628 and encodes 875 amino acids. Gene Ontology annotation, biological process: DNA-templated transcription; regulation of DNA-templated transcription. Lineage: Eukaryota; Fungi; Ascomycota; Dothideomycetes; Pleosporales; Cucurbitariaceae. The record is from RefSeq and is a predicted model, not a curated record.